CCAAAUCCGCACCACUUUCCAUAAUAUUCGUCCUUGAGAUAAAACAGGUAAAAAAAAGCAAAAAAAAAUUCGGUGCAACAAAUUUCUUAAAUAUAUUUCAAAAAUUGGGACCUGUAAGCGGAACAUAAGACUACAGUCGUACGGACAGACUGUCGAAGAUUAAUGCAAAAAGAGUUUCUGAAUAAAUCGAUGGGUCUAUCUCAAGUCUUUUCGCUAUUAUAAGACCCUAUGUCACGGGUGGCGAAGAGUAUGAAGUAGGAAAAGUAUAUCCUCAACUGGAGACAUGCCAGUUAGACAAUAGAAAAUAGUUUUUCAAAUUAUUCGGUGAUCUUCUCCAAAAUGGGUAUCCGAAAUUUUUCGAUGAAUAUCUGCUGCAGAAUUCGGACUCACCAAAACAUUGCAUAUUCUUCGUCGUAAUAUUAUGUUUUUAAGUUCAGCAUAUGCUACGAAUUCCAUUCAAAAGCUAAUGGCAGUGUUAAAACUUAUUAUAAAGGAGAACAACUAUAUUGUUUUACAUGUACAUGUAAUGACUUGCAAACUUUUGUAGAUGUUUUACUAUGUUUUUCCACUUCGUUGCUAUAACAAUUUCAAGGUUUUGAAAGUCUUGUGUAAAGUUUUGCAAAACAAAUAGAAAAAAUUUCAAUCAAACACAAGUUCACCAUCGUUUACAAAUGUAACAUAAGAGGAAGACUAUCAAUUUCAUUAUACUCGGAAUAAACUUCCUAGCACUAUGGGAAUGUUUAAUAAUUUUCUACAUUUACUCAAAAUCAACAAAGAGAAAAUGACUGUUUUGGUAGUGGGUCUUAAUAACAGUGGCAAGUCGACUAUUAUUAAUCAUCUGAAGAAAAAAACGCAUGAACCAGGUUCAAAUAUUGCGAUACCGACAGUGGGUUUUAAUAUCGAAGAAUUUUAUAGUCAAGGGGUUUUAUUUACUAUGAUUGAUAUGUCCGGAGCUUGGAAAUAUCGUAAUUUGUGGCAGCAUCAAUUCAAAAAUUGCCAAGGCAUCAUUUACGUGAUUGAUUCUAGUGACAAAAUGAGAAUGGUCGUUGUAAAGGAAGAAUUAAAUAUUUUGCUACAACAUUCCGAUCUGCUGCAUCGUAACAUUCCUCUCUUGUUUUAUAAUAAUAAAAUCGAUUGUGAAAGUUCUCUGUCUUGUGUCAACAUCGCAGCCGCCUUAGAUCUAUCAUCAAUAACAGACAAGCCAUGGCAUGUCAGUUCCAGCAGCGCUAUAACAGGUGACGGCCUCGAGGAAGGCGUUCAAUGGCUUAUACAGCAAAUACGUUUAGUAAAUCAUAAUCAUAAGAAAGUUAAACAUAAAAAACGUGAUAAACGGAAGUAAUUAUAAUAAAAUGAAUUGUUAAUUAUGGAAGACUUAAGAGCCCUAUAUCAAAACUUUGCGUAAUACGUAAUUCUUGAAAAUUUUUACACGCGAGCGGUUGCAAAAUGUCAGUUAAAAUGUUUUGAAAAGUGUAGGAAAAAUAGCUAACUUCGAA
Molecule: messenger RNA, 1493 nt
Organism: Glossina fuscipes
Lineage: Eukaryota; Metazoa; Arthropoda; Insecta; Diptera; Glossinidae
Gene: Arl6
Product: ADP-ribosylation factor-like protein 6
Exons: 4
Coding region: 731-1339 (202 amino acids)
Biological process (GO): protein localization to cilium; vesicle-mediated transport; cilium assembly
Cellular component (GO): axoneme; cytoplasm
Molecular function (GO): GTPase activity; GTP binding
Source: RefSeq, a predicted model, not a curated record